UUUUAUGACUAGAGCAAAAACGACGGGCGGAUUUCAAAGAACUUUUAUUGCCGUUGAAGUGUGAAUGGAAAUACGAUUUAAAAUUGGGGAGCAGCAUAAACGCUCAGGAGAUGCGACUGUUUAGUUUGUUUAUUUUUUUAAAUCAAGGUGAAAAAUAUCCGAGGGGUGCAGCGUUGGACUGAAAAGCGCUCGGACGAAAAGCAGCGGAAUAAAGGAGCGCCCCCAGUUUUUGCGAGAGCUAGCUUUUCAUUUUUAGCAGUCGAGACUAUCAGAUAUUACACUAUACGUAAGACUGUAAAUUACAGACGCAUUAUGUAUACAUUGAGCAGCAAGUCAACAGAUGAGCUCCGAUUCCUUCUUGACGAAUACGGGAUCAAGCAUGGUCCUGUCGUCGACUCCACCCGAAGUCUGUACGAGAAAAAAAUUAGAGAAGCCAUGGCCAAAGAGAAACGAGUUUAUCCGAAAAAAUCGGACAAAACCUACUACAGAGAAGAAGAGGAGGAAGUGACAUAUGUUUACAGUCCACCUGUCAGAAGUCAUUUGCCAGAAGACUAUAGUCGACUUUACACGAGUGCCAAACCAGAGUGGACUGAGAGGGAAGUUCAACACGAACGCUACACAUACGACACUGCAUCGUCGCCGUACACAAGCGCCAGGCUGAGAGCCACCGAAGGAAGACCUAAGAAAUCUCAUGAAGACAUUCCCAAAGAACCUAAGUCAUCCCGCUUCAUCCCGGUCUGGGUCCAGUUGCUGUUCUUCCUCGUGGCAGCAGUCUUCCUCUACCUCGUCUUUGCCAACAUGGAGACAAACGAUUACAUUAGGAAAAUAGAAUGAUUUAAGCAAAACUAUGCCCACUUUAUAGGGCUGGUGUAGUUCAAAUGACAUAUUUUAUCACAGAGUGUUUUAUUUUGUUUAAUGCCCUUUUCGUGUCUUGUGACCAAGAAGAGGUCAGCACUACUGUUCAUUGUUGCUUAUUAGAUUUAAAAGACAGUGGAACAGAUGAGCUAAAGUUUAGAUGUUUGCUUCAUCAGUUUAGCUGCUAAACAAAAGUGCCUCAGCGGUUUUGUUACAAAUUGCAUGUCGUUUUAAUGCAAAUCCAUACCUACAGAUAUUUGUACUCAUGGAUGGAUUAUUUUUCUACUAUUCUAAUCACACGGUUUUAUCUGCUGACAAAAUAAUAACAUUUCAAAUUGAAUAAAUAAAGUCCAAGUUGGGUGUUAAGUG
Molecule: messenger RNA, 1224 nt
Organism: Syngnathus typhle (broad-nosed pipefish)
Lineage: Eukaryota; Metazoa; Chordata; Actinopteri; Syngnathiformes; Syngnathidae
Product: lamina-associated polypeptide 2, isoforms beta/gamma-like
Exons: 6
Coding region: 313-834 (173 amino acids)
Source: RefSeq, a predicted model, not a curated record